Messenger RNA from Bufo bufo (common toad), 955 nucleotides. RefSeq names its product mitochondrial ribosomal protein S15 (gene MRPS15). Gene Ontology annotation, cellular component: ribosome. The transcript has 8 exons. Gene Ontology annotation, biological process: translation. NCBI's taxonomy places the organism in Eukaryota, Metazoa, Chordata, Amphibia, Anura, Bufonidae. The coding region runs from base 64 to 816 and encodes 250 amino acids. The record is from RefSeq and is a predicted model, not a curated record. Gene Ontology annotation, molecular function: structural constituent of ribosome.
UCGAUUGCUCCAGCCUUUCCAAUAUGUCUGCGCCCUUGUCCUGCCAGUGACCGCCGAGUGGGGAUGUUUGCGUUGCGGACAGCCGUGUUCGAGGUCCUGGGCCUGGGCAUCAGGGCAGGGCCCAGGCUGGUGUCGGCUGGAAGGGAAGCAGCCAAGUGUCAGACAUGCUUCGGAGACGCGAGGUCGCUGGCAGCAAGGGCCAGUCUUCUCCAUGUGUCCAGGACGUACGCCACGGUGAAAUCUCCUGGGGGGCCAAGCCAGCUGGAUGACUUACCUCCUACAAUGUUUAAGAAGGAGUAUCUUGGAAUACAAAACACAGAAGGGGUUAAUGAUGUUGUUAAACGAUUAUUGUCUCUGGAUAUGGCAAGUCAGUCUGAUAAACUGAAGAUUAAAAUCCAGCAGCUUGGGGAUAAAGUGAGGAGAAGCCCUGAUGACAAUACAUCUACAGAAAUCUAUAUUGCUACUUUAACGGCUAGAAUCCAAAAUUUUAAGGAGCAUCUUCAAAAUCAUCCAAAGGAUAAAGCAAACAAGAGGCGGAUGCUAAUGUCAAUUGAUAGGAGGAAGAAGCUGUUAAAGUUCCUGCGUCGCACACGCUUUGAUGCAUUUGAACACGUAUGCGCUCAGCUUGGCAUUGAAUAUACCUUUCCUCCAGAAUACUACAGACGAGCAACGAAACGAUGGAUAGCAAAGAAAGCUUUCUGCUUGCAGGUAUACAAAGAAGCAAAGAAACUGAAAGAAAAAGAACUAUUGCAAAGGAAGAAGCGUAUUCCUAAGGCCCACUCUCCUCUCUAUGUGUUUCCCCAACCAUCAAAUUGAGUUUGGCAUCACAUAUUGCUAUCCCCAUGAUGGAUUAAAGGGCAUCUGUCAGUAGAUUUUUCCCUAUGAAACUCGUUGAUCUGUCGCAUGUGCGCUUGGCAGCUAAAGGCAUCUGUCUUGGUCCCAUGUUCAUAUGUGC